Messenger RNA from Ostrinia furnacalis (Asian corn borer), 1662 nucleotides. RefSeq lists its product as uncharacterized. The record is from RefSeq and is a predicted model, not a curated record. Bases 1 to 1662 code for a protein of 553 amino acids. NCBI's taxonomy places the organism in Eukaryota, Metazoa, Arthropoda, Insecta, Lepidoptera, Crambidae. The transcript is spliced from 3 exons.
AUGGAGCCGGCGUUACUGGGCUCAGUUAUCUCCACCCUGUUCCCAUCUCGGGCGGAGCACACCCCACCAGCCAUGAGGCCCCACCCAGUAGCCUCUACUGAAGCACCAGUACCCGUAUCAGAGGGGGAGCUUGGCGCAGCCAUAUUACGGCUGCGUAGCAAAAACAAAGCACCUGGUCCGGACGGGAUCCCCGGAAAAGCGUGGGUCGUCUCGUCUGUGGCACUUGGAGAACGCUUACGGCGCCUUUUCAGCGCCUGUCUAGAACAGGGCAAGUUUCCCAUGGCACGUCAAGUCUAUUGGUGGUCGGAGGACAUUGCAGAACUGCGCAGAGCCGCUAUUGCCGCACAGCGGGAGUCUUCCAAUCAUCGACGAAGGCGGCGUCGCGAUACUACACUAGAUGAUACCCUUUACGAGACCUACCGCCAGGCCAAGAAAGCCCUUAGAGUGGCCAUCGCAAAAGCCAAAGUUCAGGCCCGGAAAGAGAUGCUGGACUCACUAAACCGUGAUCCGUGGGGACGACCAUACCGCGUAGCGAGGGGCAAACUUCGACCAUGGGCGCCACCAGUGACGGAGACCAUGGAGCCGGCGUUACUGGGCUCAGUUAUCUCCACCCUGUUCCCAUCUCGGGCGGAGCACACCCCACCAGCCAUGAGGCCCCACCCAGUAGCCUCUACUGAAGCACCAGUACCCGUAUCAGAGGGGGAGCUUGGCGCAGCCAUAUUACGGCUGCGUAGCAAAAACAAAGCACCUGCCUCAAUCAUGGCGAUCAGCUCAUCAAUACUGCUCAUCCUGACGCUCUUCCACGGUCUCCAAGCUGAGAAGGUUGUCUGCGAUGGCAUCAUCUUUAACCACGUGUAUUUCGACAGGGAACUCCUCGUGAACAACCUCGGGAGACCAUACAACCUGGUCAUGCACAAGUUCUCGGGGCUUUUGUUUUUUAGCCACACGGUGCAAAACGGGACCCACGCAGACUUCUUGAUCACAACCUGCCACAUCGAUAAGCGUACUUGUUCCAACGUGAGCGGAGUUCCCGGAGGAUAUGCCAUCGCUUACGACGCCGGCAACGACGACAUAUACUUAGGAGGCCACGACGGCAUCUACAAGUAUAACUUUCUCACCAAAUCAGCGGAUUUCUUCGCCGAAGAAGGCAAAAGCAUUUGGGGUCUCUUCGUUAGAAGAAACUUCUAUUACAUCGAGUACCCAACGCAGAAACUUAGAGUGUACCAAGACGAUGAGUUCUUGCCUGUAGCUGAAGCUAUAAAUAUAGAAGUCGACCAUUUCUUCAUUUCAAAACACAUGGAUAUUUAUUUCUCUAACAGAACAGCUUUGUACAAAGUUGAAAAGCCGAAAAAAGAAGCUAUAGUUUUAAGCGAUGAAGUAGUGAUUCGACAAAUAGUUGAAGACAGCUAUGGAGACACAUAUUUUUGUACGAGCGAUGGCAUAUACAUUGAAGAUAAACCGUAUCAUAGAAUAAAAAAAGUGGCGCACAUAGUCCAAGCUUUUGGCCUGACUUUCGAUGAGCAUGAUCAGAUAGUGUAUUCCGAUCGAAAUGCAAUUUAUAGAUUAAAACCAAGUAAAGUUGGUCCGUUAUGCUAUGAGGUUUUAACUAACCCUGCUGAAAGAGAAGAUUUGGAAAGAAUUAAAGAUACUCUUAUUAGUUAA